This is a messenger RNA of Neoarthrinium moseri, 333 nucleotides long. RefSeq lists its product as uncharacterized. The transcript is spliced from 3 exons. The record is from RefSeq and is a predicted model, not a curated record. Gene Ontology annotation, molecular function: protein-macromolecule adaptor activity. Gene Ontology annotation, cellular component: elongin complex. Gene Ontology annotation, biological process: ubiquitin-dependent protein catabolic process. Lineage: Eukaryota; Fungi; Ascomycota; Sordariomycetes; Amphisphaeriales; Apiosporaceae. The coding region runs from base 1 to 333 and encodes 110 amino acids.
AUGGACGACUCGGCCCCCUCAAGGUACAUCACGCUCGUCUCGAGCGAUGACUUCGAGUUCGUCGUGCUGCGGGACGCCGCCAUGAUCAGUCCCAUGAUCAAGAGCAUGCUCGAGAGAAGGGGUCCUGCCGGCAUGAGCCUCCUCGAGGCCCAGACCGGCCGAUGCGCCUUUCCCGAGAUCACAGGCCAAGUGCUCGAAAAGGUAGUCGAGUACUUCCACUACUGGUACAAGAACCGCAACCGGGAAGAUGUUCCAGACAUGGACAUCCCCGUCGAGCUCUGCCUCGAGCUCCUCAUGGCUGCCGACUACCUGCAGCUCGACAGUAAGAGCUAG